Penicillium argentinense is the source of this 954-nucleotide messenger RNA. RefSeq names its product proteasome core particle subunit beta 5 (gene pre2). The transcript is spliced from 5 exons. Gene Ontology annotation, cellular component: proteasome core complex. The record is from RefSeq and is a predicted model, not a curated record. NCBI's taxonomy places the organism in Eukaryota, Fungi, Ascomycota, Eurotiomycetes, Eurotiales, Aspergillaceae. The coding region runs from base 1 to 954 and encodes 317 amino acids.
AUGGACAAGCUGGUCGCCCAGUACUCGCGUCCGCCGCAUCAGAAUGAGUUCUACUCGGAGCAAGAGCAACAGGACCUCACAGAGAGCCUCCCUCCGCUCUCUCUCAAGUUCGCCAUGCCUCCUGUCGACAACUCAGCUUCCUUCCUCCGCGCUAUGACCGAUGACCACUCCAACCCCAGCUGUCCCAUCAAGCUCGCUCACGGCACAACAACCCUGGCCUUCCGAUUCCAGGGCGGCAUCAUUGUGUGCACCGACUCCCGAGCAACGGCCGGUAACUGGAUCGCCAGUCAGACUGUCAAGAAGGUUAUCCCGGUGUCGCGGUUGAGCCGUGGUGAAGACAAGCCGACUAAGGACCCCACGCCCGGUCUGCUGGGUACUAUGGCCGGUGGCGCGGCGGUAAGUCUGAUCUACUCUUUGAUGGGUGAUGAGACCGGCGAUGAGAUGGAAGCUGGUCCGGAGGAUUGCCAAUAUUGGUUGCGGUAUUUGAGUCAGCAGUGCACUCUGCACGAGAUCCGACACAAGCGCCGAAUCACCGUCGCGGCCGCCUCGAAAAUUCUCGCAAACCUGACCUAUGCCUACAAGGGCUACGGUCUGAGUAUGGGAACCAUGCUUGCAGGUGUCACACCCCAAGAAGGACCCGCCCUGUACUACAUCGACUCAGACGGCACUCGCCUGCCAGGCAACCUGUUCUGUGUCGGAUCCGGACAAACAUUCGCCUACGGUGUACUGGACGCGAACUACAAGUACGAUCUGACGGAGCAGGAGGCGCUGGAUCUGGGCCGCCGUGCCAUCCUGGCUGCCAUGCACCGUGACGCGUACUCUGGUGGCUUUAUUAACCUCUACCACGUUAAGGAGGAAGGAUGGGUGCACCACGGCUUCGAUGAUAUGAACCCUAUUUUCUGGAAGACCAAGCUGGAUCGUGGGGAAUUCUCGAAUGUGACGUCUGAGUUGUAG